GUUGUAGCGUUUAGUUUUCAUUGUUGCGCAGCUAGCUACUUGUUACUCGGACACGAAUUAGCUUACCACCCUCUUGCUCCGUCAGUUGAAGACGUUUUUUUCGCUUUUUAAUUCUAAACCUCCGUUCUAAAUGGCCCUGCGAAAUGGAAUUAAUCUUGACAAAUUAACAGAGGAAUUCACCGUCCUCGAAAAUACAAUUACAGAGUUAAAUGGUAAAAACAUCCUUCUGGAGACGAUGCUCGAAGAUGCCAAUAGACAAGUGAAAUUUUAUGAGAGCAAGGAGAAAAGAGUCACUGAAGAAAGAGAUGCUCUACUUGCCACAGUGAACAAGCUGCAAGAGGCUUUUCAGGAGCAGUGCAACCUCAGAGUGGAGAAUGAGACGCUGAAGAGCAAUAUGACAACCUUACAGCAACAGAGUAUCAGAACAGCAGAGGAGAAGGAGGCUGAGAUCCAACGACUGCACGGUGAAAUGAAAGCACACAAAGAGAGCCACAAGAGGGCGCUAGACACUGCCAUUCAAGAUUGCAAGAGGCAGGUGGAGGAUGCCCAUAAAGAAGCUUUGGGUCAAAUGCAAGCCAAAGAGGCUGAAGUUUUGACGUUACUUGCCCAAAAAGAUCUCGAUGUGGAGGAGUUGAACAGGAAGCUGAAGGACCAGGAGAGAAAACAGCAAAGCGAGCUUCUGAAGCUGCAAAUUGAGUUUGGUGAAAAGUUGGGGAGAAUGCAGAAUACUGCUCAGAUGAGCCAGCAGCAGCAACAGCAACACGACUCCGUUAUAUCCGCACAAAAUUUCUUCAAGAGGAAGUUGCAGUUCAUUCAGGAAGAAAAGAAUAAAGAGAUUGGGGCUCUACGUCAGAGAGUCAAAGAGCUGGAGGACAGCCAACGUGUCGCCAGCCUCUGCAGCCGUUCGAAGAAAAGAAGAACCUAAAUUGUUCUCAGCGCUAAUAGGAGGCUGCUACCCUGUCACAAGGUCCAAGCAACAUAUGGCAACCGCGAGUGUCCUGGGUGUUAACAUUUCCGGAUUCGUUGAAUUCCGGUAUUUGACUUUCUCACUGGGGUCAUCUAACAGGCUCAUCGUCUCCAAUGCACCGUGUCCUGUCAUACCUUGACUUGCUGUUUGACUGCCAAGCUGGCAGGUGACCAGUUGCACCGAGAUCGCAGUUAAACACGGGCUGUAUUCCUGCCUAAGGCUUUGAUCCAAUCAGACGUCUCAAUCGGUGGAGGGCAGGCAGGAGGAGGAGCACUAAGUCGAAAAACACGAGACCGAUUGCCGUUCCAAAAAUGAUUCUGUUGAGCUUUUCUA
This is a messenger RNA of Hippocampus zosterae (dwarf seahorse), 1300 nucleotides long. RefSeq names its product coiled-coil domain-containing protein 152-like. NCBI's taxonomy places the organism in Eukaryota, Metazoa, Chordata, Actinopteri, Syngnathiformes, Syngnathidae. The record is from RefSeq and is a predicted model, not a curated record. The coding region runs from base 131 to 925 and encodes 264 amino acids. The transcript has 8 exons.